This is a messenger RNA of Alexandromys fortis (reed vole), 1025 nucleotides long. Its product is annotated as H-2 class I histocompatibility antigen, Q10 alpha chain-like. Bases 69 to 1025 code for a protein of 318 amino acids. The record is from RefSeq and is a predicted model, not a curated record. Gene Ontology annotation, biological process: antigen processing and presentation of endogenous peptide antigen via MHC class Ib; positive regulation of T cell mediated cytotoxicity; immune response. Lineage: Eukaryota; Metazoa; Chordata; Mammalia; Rodentia; Cricetidae. Gene Ontology annotation, molecular function: signaling receptor binding; peptide antigen binding. The transcript is spliced from 4 exons. Gene Ontology annotation, cellular component: external side of plasma membrane.
CAGCGUCGCCGUGGUCACCGGUUCUAAAGUCCACGCAGACCGCGGACUCAGAGUCGCCCGGACCUAAGAUGGGGGCGAUGGCUCCGCGCACGCUGCUCCUGCUGCUGGCGGCCGCUCUGGCCCCGACCCUGACCCGCGCGGGCUCGCACUCGCUGCUGUAUUUCGACACCGCCGUGUCCCGGCCCGGCCUCGGGGAGCCCCGGUUCAUCUCCGUCGGCUACGUGGACGACACGCAGUUCGUGCGCUUCGACAGCGACGCGGAGACUCCGAGGAUGGAGCCGCGAGCGCCGUGGAUGGAGCAGAAGGGGCCGAAGUAUUGGGAGGGGCAGACGCAGAUCGCCAAGAACAACGAGCAGAUUUACCGAGUGAACCUGAGGAACCUGCUCCGCCUCUACAACCAGAGCGAGGGCGGCUCUCACACCAUCCAAUGGAUGUACGGCUGUGAGGUGGGGUCGGACGGGCGCCUCCUCCGCGGGUACAGUCAGGAAGGCUACGAUGGCCGCGACUUCAUCGCCCUGAACGAGGACCUGACGACGUGGGCGGCGGCGGACAAGGCAGCGCAGGUCUCCCGGCGGAAGUGGGAGCAGGAUGGGGAGGCAGAGAGAUGGAAGGCCUACGUGGAGGGCCGGUGCGUGCAGUCUCUGCGCAGAUACCUGGAGAACGGGAAGGAUGCGCUGCUGCGCAUAGACCCCCCAAAGGCACAUGUGACCCAUCAUCCUGGACCUAAAGGUGACGUCACCCUGAGGUGCUGGGCCCUGGGCUUCUAUCCUGCCUUCAUCACCAUGACCUGGCAGAGGGAGGAGGAGGAACAGACUCAGGACAUGGAGCUGGUGGAGACCAGACCUUCUGGGGAUGGAACCUUCCAGAAGUGGGCAUCUCUGGUGGUGCCUUCUGGGGAAGAGCACAAAUACACAUGCCAUGUGCACCAUGAGGGGCUGCCUGAGCCCCUGACCCUGAGAUGGGGUAAGGAGGGAGUGGGUGCAGAGCUGGGGUCAGGGAAAGCUGGAGCCUUCUGCGGACCCUGA